UACAAAAUGCUAAUAUUCCUGUUGUUUCACAAUUAUUAAUUUAACAAAUAACAUGCCUUUUAAGAUUGACCAAACAUGGCUCCUGGGCAUCCUCACAGUCGGCUUCAUCGGCGGCGCAUUUUUCAUAAUGACGUUUCUCCAGUCGGCGACGGCUCCGAUCCUUUGCAAGACGGCUGGCAUGCUAGCAGCCGCGGCGGCGGGAAACUCCAGCUCGAGUUCGAGCUCGAGCCAGACCCAGCUCCUGGACGCCAUUUUCCACUACGCCACGUCACGGCUCACCCCGCAACAAAGCGUCCAGGAGAUUAGAAUGAGCAUGGAGGUGCUGAAGAGACUGGGGCCCACCAACUUCCUAGUUUUCGGGCUGGGCUACGACUCCCUAAUGUGGACGGCCCUCAACCUGGGCGGCACCACUUUAUUCCUCGAAGACGACCCGAAAUUCUACGACGCCAUUGCGGGCCGCAACCCGAACAUAACCGCCCACCUCGUCAAGUACACCACGAAGAUGUCGGAGGCGGGGGAGCUGGUCCAGCAUUUUAGGAACGAGCCGGAUUGCUCCGCCACGAGGUCCGCCCUGCGUGGCAACCGCCGCUGCCGCCUGGCGCUGCACAUGCUUCCCGACGGGGUUUACGACGUGGAGUGGGACCUCAUCUUGAUCGACGGCCCCAAAGACUCUUACGCAGAGGCGCCCGGCCGGAUGGCGCCCAUUUACUCCGCCGCCGUCAUGGCGCGUAACCGGAAUCGGUCGGGGGUCACGCAUGUGUUCUUGCACGAUGUGCAUCGCAAAGUAGAGAAAGUGUACGCCGAGAUGUUCUUGUGUAGGAAAUAUUUAGUGGGUGCGGUGGGGAACCUUUGGCAUUUCCAAAUCCCACCCACUUCCAAUACUCAUUUUUGCUAAACUUUUGUUUUUCUAUUUAAUAUUUUUGGUACAUAAAAAAAAAAAUUAAGUGACAAAA
This is a messenger RNA of Ipomoea nil (Japanese morning glory), 953 nucleotides long. RefSeq names its product probable methyltransferase At1g27930. The transcript is spliced from 3 exons. Gene Ontology annotation, biological process: xylan biosynthetic process. Bases 53 to 895 code for a protein of 280 amino acids. The record is from RefSeq and is a predicted model, not a curated record. NCBI's taxonomy places the organism in Eukaryota, Viridiplantae, Streptophyta, Magnoliopsida, Solanales, Convolvulaceae.